Messenger RNA from Panicum virgatum (switchgrass), 943 nucleotides. Its product is annotated as protein ELF4-LIKE 3-like. Gene Ontology annotation, biological process: positive regulation of circadian rhythm; entrainment of circadian clock. Lineage: Eukaryota; Viridiplantae; Streptophyta; Magnoliopsida; Poales; Poaceae. The record is from RefSeq and is a predicted model, not a curated record. The transcript is spliced from 2 exons. Bases 257 to 622 code for a protein of 121 amino acids.
UCGUCAUCCACCUCCCCCCUUUCUUUCCUUCACCCACCCCCCUCCCCCCCUUCCUCCCUCCGCCGCCCCUCUCCUCUCGCUCUCCGAUUCGAUGCUCUCCUCCCGUCUCCCAUGAUCUGAGGUCUCCGACGGAGUAGCACCGAGACUAUUCAGAAGCUGACAAGCCAUCCAAGAAUUCAGGCACAGGACGCCAGCAGCAAGACGACGAAGCGGAGCUAAAGGGGGAAGGAGAGGAGAGAGCGCAUCCGGUUCCGUCAUGGAGGGCGGCGAGACGACGCUGUCGGGGUUCGGCGGCGCGGGGGCCGGCGUGGACACUAAGGUGCUGCACGCGUUCCAGACGAGCUUCGUGCAGGUGCAGAGCCUGCUGGACCAGAACCGCGUCCUCAUCAACGAGAUCAACCAGAACCACGAGUCCAAGGUGCCCGGCGACCUCUCCCGCAACGUCGGCCUCAUUCGGGAGCUCAACAACAACAUCCGCCGCGUCGUCGACCUCUACGCCGACCUCUCCUCGCUCUUCGCCGCCUCCGACGGCGGCGGCCGCGCGGCCUCCGAGGGCGGAUCCGUCGGCACCGUCCGGCAGGCCGGCGCCGGCCACAAGCGGAUCAGGUCCGGCCUCGACUGACGACUUCAUCAUCUCUCAUAGCCUCAUAGCUAGCUAGCCAGGGACCGACCUCCUUCUUCCUCUCUCUCCUCUCCCUCUUUGACUUGAGCUGUUCUUGUAUCUAUCGACAUAUCUACCUACCUUAUCUACUAUCUCCAUUACGACUGCUACUCUUACAUAUGAGCAAGAGAAAAUCCUCCCAACUCAUGAUAUUCUUGUAGCAAAUGUUAAUCAUCUUGUUGCUAUGAGCUAGUAUGAGGUAAUGUAUUUUUGAUGCAAUUUAUGGACGAUGCAAGUACGCAACAGCAACAAACAGAGGAGUUGUUCUCAAGUUCCCGACUA